Drosophila kikkawai is the source of this 394-nucleotide messenger RNA. NCBI's taxonomy places the organism in Eukaryota, Metazoa, Arthropoda, Insecta, Diptera, Drosophilidae. The record is from RefSeq and is a predicted model, not a curated record.
ACUUGACAUGUCACUUACUUUCCCCCUCCGUACAAGGUCAGAAAGAUUCAUAAGUGGGCCAACCAAAUAGUCUCCCUUGUUAUUCAGAUUCGUAAUCUCGAACAGACCAGCCAUGCCCAAUUUAAUCGUCAUCGUAGUGCUAUGGAUUCUGGCACUGACCGGUGUUAGCAGCAGAUCUGUGUUUGACCAGCUUUUCCCAGGAUCUGAAGGCUACUACUAUCCACCCACUCCGGCGCAGCAGCCUUCAUAUCCUGGCUGGUACGACGGAGGCUACAGACAGCAGCAGCAGCGACCCCGACCAAAGGAGCAGCAGCGCUCGUACAAAGAUAUUUGCCGUGUGGUCAAUACAAACGGAUUUACUAAUCCAGGGGCAGUACCCCGGUGUCCUUACUAG